This is a messenger RNA of Linepithema humile (Argentine ant), 813 nucleotides long. RefSeq lists its product as uncharacterized. Gene Ontology annotation, biological process: phospholipid metabolic process; arachidonate secretion. NCBI's taxonomy places the organism in Eukaryota, Metazoa, Arthropoda, Insecta, Hymenoptera, Formicidae. The record is from RefSeq and is a predicted model, not a curated record.
AUGAACGUUGAAAAAGUAGAUAUUUUGGAAAAGAUGCGGUCAAUAUACUUGACCUUUUUCGUUAUCGUGUCGACAUGCAACCCGACCGCGCAGCAGCCGACAUUCUUCAGAAACACAUUCAAAGGACUGAACGGCUUCUCGCCGAAGACUCAUGCAAAUGACGAAAUAAGAGCCGUUUAUUAUCAUGAGCAAACAGUGGCAAUAGUUGAUCUCGGCCCGCGAAAUGAACUGCACGAUUGCAAUAUAAUUGAAGUAUACGAGCCGUUCGAGGCUACGGACGUUAUACGAAAUUUGUCUAUGAUUUUACACCCACAAGUGGUAUCCUUCCAGGAGUUGACAAGACUCAUGCAGCAGUGCGAAUCAUUGGACAGUUAUCAAGUAGAGGGCACGUCUACUUUGCCCACAAACGCAUUAAGCAGAGGAUCUCGCAUUGCUGCAAGUUCGAUUACUCUGCUGUCCGGUAUUCUGCCAGGCACAAAAUGGUGCGGCACGGGUGAUAUAGCAGAAAAUUAUCAUGACUUGGGCGAUUUGCCUCACAUUGACAGGUGCUGUCGUACACACGAUCUCUGUCCUAUAAAAAUCCGAGCUCAACAGACCCGAUAUAAUCUCACUAAUUAUUCAUUGUAUACUAAAUCACAUUGUACUUGCGACAUGGUGCUUUAUCACUGCUUGAAAGCUGCCAAUCAUCCAACAGCGAAUCUGAUGGGGCAAAUAUAUUUCAACCUGGUCAAGGUGCCUUGUAUAGAAGACACUGAAAGAAACAAUUUACGGAAAUUAUCUAGGAAAUUUGUAUCUGUGAAAAGGGAAUAUUAA